AUAACAUUAGCUGGGCACGAUUUCAAAUGGUGACGGCAAGAAACAAAGCUCAAAGCUCGAGUAUUUAUUGUCUUUAUUUUAAGAUGACGGUAAUUUGAUGUAAAAAGUCCACUGCAGUACACUAAUUGACCUCUUCAUACGAGUCGUGCUCAAGGUUACUUUAAAGCUUCCCCUUUCCACCAGACAUUUUCCCACCAAGGCUGUGUGGUGAACGUUAGGAGCUCCUAAAAGAUUAACUUUAACGUUGUUAUUGUCCCCUCCAGUCACACUGAGACCCUCACGUAGUUUGUUAUAACCUCAGCGAAGUAGAGCUGCAGGUAGACUUCCAGUGCUAAUGGCCGAUUCUAAAAUAAGGCAAAGCAAAAGACUGCGGGCCGGUACCCGGCGACGUUACCAUGACGAUGGCAUUUCAGAUGAGGAGAUUGAUGGAAGGAGAAUGUUUGACCUGGAGGAAAAAGUCCACAGUGAGAGGUUCAGCUCUGACCGGAUCUUGCGCAUGGAAGGAAGAGAAUUAACAUACGAGUUCAUCCAGAGAGGCGGCUUGAGAGACCCAAUCAUCUUUGACAAACCUGAUGGAUUGGGAAUCAAGAUGCCUGAUCCUGACUUCAGUGUCAAUGACGUCAAGAUGUUUGUUGGCAGCAGACGGAUGAUCGAUGUGAUGGAUGUGAGCACUCAGAAGGGGACGGAGAUGUCCAUGGCCCAAUGGACACGUUACUACGAGACUCCGCCGACUCUAAGAGAAAAGCUUUAUAAUGUUAUCAGCCUUGAGUUCAGCCACACUAAGCUGGAGAACCUGGUUCAAAGACCUGCAACGGUCGAUCUAAUAGAUUGGGUUGACAACAUGUGGCCUCGUCACCUGAAGGAAAGACAGAGAGACUCGACCAACUCUAUCACUGACAUGCAAUACCCCAAAGUUCAGAAAUACUGUCUGAUGAGUGUAGAGGGCUGCUACACAGACUUUCACAUUGACUUUGGAGGGACCUCGGUGUGGUACCACAUUCUCAGAGGAGGCAAGGUGUUCUGGCUGAUCCCCCCCACCCCUCAGAACCUGGAGCUGUAUGAGAACUGGGUGCUGUCAGGGAAACAGGGGGACAUUUUCCUCGGCGACAGAGCAUCUGACUGCCAGAGGAUUGAGCUGAAGCAGGGUUGCACCUUCAUCAUACCUUCUGGUUGGAUUCAUGCCGUCUACACCCCAACGGACUCCAUGGUGUUUGGGGGAAACUUCCUGCACAGCUUCAACAUCCCCAUGCAACUUAACAUCUGUAAUAUAGAAGACCGAACACGGGUUCCUUUGAAGUUCCGUUACCCCUUCUACUACGAGAUGUGCUGGUACGUGUUGGAGCGCUAUGUCUUCAGCAUGACCAAGACUUCCUACCUCACACCAGAGUUUCAGAAGCACACGCUGGGCAUUGGUCUGAAAAAGCCGUGCGGCUCAGAUGCAGCCAGUGAGCCGAUGAUGAUGAUGGAGGAGGAAGAAGAGGGGGAGGAGGGUUGCAGUGAAGAAGAGGCCUCAGAACAGCAGUCUGACAAGCCUGCAGUAAAAGUUCUGUUGACUGCCCUCGAGUUGGAGGGAAUGUGGAACCUGCUGGGUAAACUGGAGGCUCUGCCCUCCAACAAAAAGUGCGUCCCAGCAGGCAUACACAACGCCCCGGCACUCAUCACACACAUAAAGGCUCUGCUGAAGGAACAUGCCAAUGACAAUCAGAAACUGUCCUACACAGGAAUUCCUAUCGUCAAGUGGCCAAAGCGACCCAAAUGGUACCAACCUCCUCCUCCUCCCCCACCUCCUCCUCGUCCUAAGUUUCCGUCCACUCCCAUCAUUCCACGACCCCAGAAACCGGCCUCCUCCAUGUCCGUGCUGAGACGGCGCAGGGUCAGGUGUAAGCGCUGUGAAGCCUGUAUGAGACCAGAGUGUGGAGAUUGUAACUUCUGCAGAGACAUGAAAAAGUUUGGAGGGCCGGGGAAACUCAAGCAGACCUGUGUUCUGCGACAGUGUCUCUCUCCGGGCCUUCCUCUGUCUGCAGUGUGUGAGAUCUGCAAGGAGCCUAAUCAGGAGGAAUCUGGAGACCCCUCCCUAACUCUGAUGGAAUGUUCCAACUGUGCACAGAUAGUCCACCCUGCCUGCCUCACGGUUCAGGGGGAAGGAGUGGUGAAUAAAGACCUUCCUAGUUGCUGGGAGUGUCCAAAGUGUGUCCUGGGGAUCACUGAUCCCGAGUUUGGUUUAACUCAGUCAUCAGGCAGCGAUGAAUCGUUGGCCGCCGGCAACCCGCAGCUCAACCGUCCCCGUGGCCCCCUGGUUCUCAGACUGGGCCCCGGGGCCUCUGCUACCUUAGGGGGUCCUGUGGGUACCCAGCAGGAUGGGGAGGUGGUCUGCUGUGGUUUCUUCUCUCCUCAUCCUCCUCUUCCUUCCUGCUCUUCCUCCUCCUCAGCGUCACUUCUUUUGGUGGCGGCCCCUCUGCCUUCUCAGCCAAUCAGCUCGAGACUGCAGUACAAAGGAGACAAAAGUGAGGGCGUUCCAGCGAAACGUAAAUCUUCCACCCUGCUGGAUGCUCGCAUGGCAAAGAUUUACCGACGGCAGAGACACAGCCGCGACGGAGACGACUCUGCCAGUGAUGACGAUGACGAUGACGACGACGACGACGAUGAAGCCCCUCACAGAGGGAAGAUUGCUCUCCAUUCCCGGGGCAGCCACUCUUCCAGGAGGGGGUUUGGUGCCAACCGGAGAAGCCUGCUGAGAGGAAGCUCCGCCCACAGAGGAAGCAGAGGAGGGCUCACGUCUUCUGGCUCCUCUGCCGCCCUCAAGCUAAAGCGAGGAAUGGGCAUGAGGGAGGGGGGGCGAAGGGGGCGAGGGGUGAGGUUGAGGGGAGGCUCUCGGAUGCAGCGCCGAGACGAAUCCGAGGAGUCGGACGAUGACGAUGACGACGAUGAUGACGAUGACGAUGACGACGAUGAUGAUGAUGAUGAUGACGAGGAUGAGGAAGAAGAAGAAGACAGUGAAGAUCUGGACAAAGAGAGACUGCAUUGCCGGCGUAGGAGGAAGCACAGGGCUGAUGAUGAUGAUGAUGAUGAUGGAGAGGACAGUGAGGGGCAGGAGUUUGACCCAGAAGAAGAGGAAAUGGACAUGCUGGAAGAUGAAGAGGAAGAUGAAGAGGAGGAGGAGGAGGAAGGGCGUUGGGAUUCUGACCCAGAACCGCCAGUCCUCCUUGUGUCUGAUCUAAAUGAUGACCUGCUGAGUGGCUCCUAUCUGACUGUCACUCUACAGCGCCCCCACAAGGCCAAGAGACACGCUGGCUCCAUCGUUCCAAAGCUAGAGGCAGCCAUGGGUCUGAGGACAGCAGGAGGUCCCCAGGGCUUCAUCCAGAGAAAGACUGGUCCGUCCAAAACGUCCCGACUCCGGAGCACUGACCCCACCUCUGACGGAGUAACCCCGAGAGGACCUGGCAGGCCACGUCUGCGGGGUAACCACAGAGGCUUUAGGGAUCAAUCCUCAACUUCUUCAGAGGAAGAGGAGGCCACAGCUCCUCCUGCGUCCUCUGCUCUGUCUCUGCUGUCCCUGCCGUCCUUCAAGGACGUGGGCAACGAGAGAGGAGGGGAGAAGGAGGUGUGGGUGUCUGUGUUCAACUACUUGAACAGAGCCGAGCUGCUGGCCUGCAUGACCGUCUGCAAGGCUUGGUACAAGUGGACCUGUGAUAAGAGACUGUGGAGCCAUGUGGACGUGAGUCGGUGCAGCCCGCUCAGUAACCCGGCACUAGCCGGCAUCAUUAAACGCCAGCCAACCUCUCUGGACCUGUCCUGGACCCCCCUGGCCAAGAGACAGCUCAACUGUCUGCUCACAAGGCUGCCAGGGCUCCGGGAGCUGAGGGUAGCGGGUCUGUCCUGGUCUUGCGUGUCAGCCAUGGUCUCUCCCACUCUGCCCUACCUGCGGCUGCUGGACCUGCGCUGGUGUGAAGGCAUCAAAGAUUCCCAAAUUAAAGAGAUUCUCAUCCCGCCUGGUUCUGAGUCGUCUCGCAGCAGGCUGAGGAACAUGGUGACGCUGCGUCUGUCCGGCCUGGACAUCAGCGAGUCCACUCUCAGGUUGCUCCAGCGCCACAUGCCCCAGCUGGAGAGACUGGACCUGGCUCACUGCAAGGACAUAACAGACUCGUCUAUCGCCCUGCUGGCAGCAGCCGGGACUCACACCCGCAACAGUCUCACGGAACUCACACUGGCAGGCUGCAGUGAGCUGACAGACGGCUGUCUGUCUUACCUGAAGCGUCUUUCCUCUCUGGCUCUGCUGGAUCUCAGAGGCUGUAAGAGUAUCAGCAGACGAGCCUGUGACGCCUUCAUCUCUGACCUGUCGCACAUCGCCCUCUACUGUAUGAUGGAGGAGAAGCUAAUCCAGCGGUUGGAUUAAAUGUAGAACAGUGAGGUGGACUAAUGGUGCCACAGUCCCGCCUUGAACGAGCAGUAUAAAAGGGCCUUCGGUUACGGAGGUCCCCAAAGCUCCUGAGAUCCCAAUGUGUUCUCAUUCCACAUGUAAAUAAAUACCCUUUUCACUGUUCAUGGAGCCUGA
Messenger RNA from Gasterosteus aculeatus aculeatus (three-spined stickleback), 4552 nucleotides. The record is from RefSeq and is a predicted model, not a curated record. Lineage: Eukaryota; Metazoa; Chordata; Actinopteri; Perciformes; Gasterosteidae.